CACAACAAAAACACCUGCACUUACAUCUGAGAACUCACAAAGGAGAGAGACCAUAUAAAUGUAAAGAGUGUGGGAAAAGCUUCAGUCGGAGUUCAGUGCUCAAAGAUCAUGCCAUGAGUCACAGAAUGGAACAACCUUAUAAAUGUGUUGAGUGUGGGAAAAGAUUUAGAGAGAAGACGAUCCUUGCAUAUCAUCGUUACAUCGUCCAUAGGGUGGAGAGACCUUAUAAGUGUCCAGACUGUGGUCAGCUCUUUGUCCUGAGAGAGAGACUUAUUCAGCAUCAGAGAAUCCAUGCAGGAGUGGAACAUGGAGGAUUUAACGAUGGGAUCAUGAGUGAAGGUGAGGCUAAGAAUCUUCCAUGUGAAGGACCUACAAGAGCAGAAUCGCAUAGGACACUCUCAGGAAGUCCCUGGGGUCCUGAUCAGGGAAAAGGCAAUGGAAGUCAGGGCAAAGCACGAAGGCAGCAGAGACGCCCUGCAGGCAAAAGAGGCAGUGUGGCUAACCGCAAUGAAAGAGAUUCCAGGAAACUGAAAAGCACUAUCACCGCCCAGAGCACCAACAGCGGAGCAGAAACAAGCAAAACUGGUGACAAGGAGACAGGCUCCAAUAGCAGCUCAGUCCUUGCUGUGCAUCAGAAAAUUCACCAGGAAGAGAAACGUUACAGCUGUUCUGAAUGUGGAAAAAGCUACCAACAGCAUGCUCACCUUCGAAGGCAUCAGAAGAACCACACCGGAGAGAGACCUUAUGUAUGUGCUGAGUGUGGAAAGAGCUUUGUGUACAGAUCGAUACUCAGCAGACACGAAAGGACCCACAAAGAGGAGAAAAACUACAUUUGCACUGAUUGUGGGAAAACCUUCAGUGAAUAUUCAUACCUUACAGCACAUCAGCGAAUCCACAGGGAAGAGAGACCUUAUCAGUGUCCUGACUGCGACAAAAGCUUUAGACUGCGUGGACACUUCACCAGUCACCGUAGAACCCACACUGGGGAUAAACCUUAUAAAUGCACAGACUGUGGGCAAGGUUUUGGGCGGAAAUCAACCCUGACUAAACACAUGAGAAUACACACCGGAGAGCGGCCAUAUAAAUGCACCCAGUGUGAGAAGAGCUUUCGUCAGAAGUUUGCUCUUUCCCAGCAUCAGUUGUUGCACCAGGGAGAGACUCCUUACAAAUGUACGGAAUGUGGGAAAAGCUUUCGUCAUAAGUACAGCCUUACCCAGCAUCAGUUAUUGCACCGGGGAGAGAAUCUUUACAAAUGUACGGAAUGUGGGAAAAGCUUUUGUCAGAAGUCCAGCCUUACCCAGCAUCAAUCUCUGCACCGUGGGGAGAAACCUCACAGAUGUAUGGAAUGUGGGAAAAACUUUCGUCAGAAGUCCAGCCUUACCCAGCAUCAAUCUCUGCAUCGGGGAGAGAGACCUCAUGAAUGUAUGGUUUGUGGGAAAAGCUUUCGUGUGAAGUCCAAGCUUACUGAGCAUCAGUCUGUGCAUUGGACAGAGAGACCUCACAGAUGUUCUGAAUGUGGGAAAAGCUUCAAAGGUCCAUCAGAUCUUAAUAAACACUUGGCAAAACUUCACAAGAAACUCAGUACAGCAAAUGUACAUUUAUAUCAAAUAGAUCUGCAAUCGUGAUGAUAGAAAAUAACAAGAGUGGAACUUUUUAAAUUCUUCACUCUCACUUAUCCUCAUCAAAUCUUGUAUUUUAGAAUGGGUGGGUAUUAUUGCCUUAUUUAUUAUUAUGGGAGCAGGAUGUGGGAGAGGAACAAAACUUGUGAAGAGAGGAACAGAUUUGUGAAAUGGGGUCGGGGAAUGAUUAGUGGGGAUUUCGAGGGCGUGGAGUUGAAUUUUGCGAGUUGAGCAGUGGCAUGCCAUCUGUGGAUGCCAAGCCUGAACUGCAUCCCCUUGUGAGCCCGGAAUAUGCCUUCCUGGCUGGCUGUGCCAGUGAGACAAUCCCAUCCGGCCCCUGAGCACACAUGCAGGAUACCUGUUUGUAGACUAAAAUGGCAUCCUCCACACAUUCGGAUGACCCAGGUAUUAUAUAUAAAAUUAUCAUGUCACUUAACAGAUUGAUAACCUAACUGAGAUAUGUCAACUGUAACUGUAAACAAUGACUCAUCAUUGAAUAGGUGUGUUCCUAUUGAGAUCCUGUAGAGAUUGGUUAUUACAACGUUUUUAUCAAUGACCUGGAAAAAAAGGCUGAUAGAGUUUGCAAGAGACACAGAAAUAACAAACAGGACAGGUCGCUGAUUCACAGUGAACUGGGUCACUUUGCAAACUGGGCACAAGAAAACAUUAUGCAUUUUAAUGCUGCUAAACGUAAAUGCCUUCAUGUAUGAAUGCCUUUCGGAUUCUUUCCUGGGAAGGUGUGAGCCUGGAAAAAAUUUGGGGUUAUAGUAAAUAUUCAGUUGACUAUGAGCUCCCAAUGUAUUGCUGUCUCCAAAACAGUGCAGUCCUGAGAUGCAAAACCAGGGAGAUCUUGAAGUGGAGUAGAAAGGUUAUUUUUCCUCUGUUUUUGGCACUGUGCAACUGUAUUUGUAAUACGUAUCUCAGGGCUUACUCCUUAAAUUUUGCUAGUACAGUUAUACCAGCAGAACUUCCUAUGAAUAAGUGCGUCAUCAUGGGAAGUUACGGUGAUAAUUUUUAAGCCGUUAGCAAGAGAAGUUUUAAAGAUGAUGGGAGAACAAGACUAAAUCAGCCCUGUCACAUACACAAAGUAGCUGUGUGCUAGGCACUAACUGAAUAUAGCACUAUUGACUAAUGAUGCAGCUCUCUUCCAAGGGCAUAUGGGUAAUAAUGGGUUGCCAAUGUGUGGAAGGCAAGUAUUGAAAAUUGGCUAUUGUAAUUGGUAAUGCCGAUCCUACUUCCUCUUUGAGUUGUACAUCCCACAGUCCACUGAAGGUAUCCAGAAAAAAAUACCCGUAAUUCUUUCUACAGGGACCUGCUACUUAGCCAUAUGAAUAGCUGCUUAAAAUGUUUCACAGUUUACUCCUGAAAAUAAAGCUGGGUAGAGAGUUGGGUAAGAAAUGAAAAGAGAAAAUGCCCCAUUUAACUUGCAACUGAUGAAGCCCUAUUGUGACUUGUUAGCUUGUGAAGUCCCAGAAGGCUGUGCAGCUAUGCAAAGUAUGAAAUAUACGUGUGACAGAUUGCUAGGCUUGCUGGUGAAAUAAGGAAAGGAGAGGUACUGAGAGUGUGCUGUUUGCAGAUAUUUUAGCCAUUAAUAGCAGGUCCCAAAUGUUUUGUUGUGUAAAGGACAGGCAAGUGGUAGGAACACAACAAGGAAGUAACUCAGCUGUAAACAACUGGGCUGUGUCUACAUUGGUGCGAUCUUGCGCAAAACCAGCCACUUUUGUGCCAAAACUUACUGCCUGUCUACACUGGCAUGAGUUCUUGCACAAGAACACUGACGUUCUGA
Messenger RNA from Pelodiscus sinensis (Chinese soft-shelled turtle), 3405 nucleotides. Lineage: Eukaryota; Metazoa; Chordata; Testudines; Trionychidae. The record is from RefSeq and is a predicted model, not a curated record.